Molecule: messenger RNA, 1471 nt
Organism: Amyelois transitella
Lineage: Eukaryota; Metazoa; Arthropoda; Insecta; Lepidoptera; Pyralidae
Exons: 4
Coding region: 653-1390 (245 amino acids)
Biological process (GO): spermatogenesis
Source: RefSeq, a predicted model, not a curated record
ACAUUGUACCGAUAUCAAGCCUAUAUCAGUCAUAAUCAUAACUUUUUGAAAAUAAAGAGGUUAUGUAAUUAUGUAAUAAUUGUACAGCAAAGUUGUUAUUGUUUUAUUAUUUAGAAUUCUGCUGUGAAAUUCAUUGUAUAAAUAGAUAUUUUUGCAAAAUAAUACCUUUGCUAACUCAUCGACUUAAAAAAUAAUUAAAUCAUGAACGUGUGUAGAUUUCUUCUUUUAUUUCUAUCGAUAUUGGAACGCAGCUAUUGCCAAAAGCGCGAUAUUUGUUUUGAUGUGUUUAUGCGUUGCUAGGAACUUUUUAUUAUUAUUGAUUUUUGAUUAUUUAUUGCUGUUUUGAAGAUUUCAACUGUGUUUGUGGGUGUUUAAAAAGUGUUCCAACUAUUUGUUACUGGCCGUGUAUUGUAGACAUAGUAGAUAGAGGAUCUUUCAAAAUUCCUGUGAGAUAAAAAACAAAUAAUUUUGUCAUUGCAAGAUUUGCAAGUUGUUUGUUGUGUUAUUUUCGAAGAUUUAGUUUUUUCUAUUCAUCCUUAGUGGCAAGCAAUUUUGUAACGAGAUAGCAAAUACCUACACUGCAAAAUUAUAAAACAUCUAACAAAAUACAACAUAUUUAGGUACGCCGAAUUCUCGCACGCUUGCCCACACAAUGGCACGCAGGGAGUCACAAGUAGAAGUGAGCGGUUACAUUGACGCACAGUACUCCUCGGGCGAUUCUAACAGAAAUUCCAAAUAUCAGGAGGAAAACAACAACGAGGUCGAUGAACUGUCCAAAUGCGUGACUGACGUAUCACUCGAAGACAUGGGAUGCAUCGUGGACGCAGUGAAAAGACCGCCAAAUAUCUGCGUCGAAAAUUGUGUGUAUGAAUCAUCGGAUGAUGAAAACGCGAAAGACGAUUCAAAGAAUGAAGACAAGGAAGACGCGUAUUCUGAUGAGGAAUUCGAGGAAGACAAGUCAGAUGAAGAAGAGUCAGUGAAAACAGAGACACAUCAAACAGUCAGUGAGAGUCCUAGCAAAUGUUUAAGUCAGUCGACAAAGUUAUCGAAAAGUCAGUCUUCCGUGUUCAGUAGGGCGCCGGGGUCGAUAUCUGGCAGAACAGAUUAUGGAUCCGUAUCAGUCCCGUCAACCCGCCGAGUCAACAUGUCUUUCACCAACGAGAGGCUGCGGGAGAUCGAGCGUCACAACCACAUCCUCCUCACAAAGAUCCUCAGCGCGAGGAAUCAGAGGAAAUCUUCCAUUCCCCCGAGGGAUACGCCGCAGAGGAAGCCCACGCCGCCCGCGGCGCUCAUGAGAAAAAAGCAGCAGAAACAAAUUGAUCACGAUAACAUGAUCCUGCUAAAAAAAAUCCAGCGCGCCAAAUCGUCUUCGUGCAGCUUCCGCCGUUGAUACAGAGAUGGCGCUCGUGUCGCGGGCGCUGCUCACUGCCUUUGUACCUGUUUACCUUUAUAUAAUAUUAAUAAAUUUAUU